Didymella exigua CBS 183.55 is the source of this 951-nucleotide messenger RNA. Its product is annotated as putative aldo-keto reductase. Gene Ontology annotation, cellular component: cytoplasm. Lineage: Eukaryota; Fungi; Ascomycota; Dothideomycetes; Pleosporales; Didymellaceae. The coding region runs from base 1 to 951 and encodes 316 amino acids. The record is from RefSeq and is a predicted model, not a curated record. The transcript is spliced from 3 exons.
AUGGUCAAGACGCUUCAAUUCCAAGAUCUCACGGUCAACUCUCCGGGCUUCGGUGCCAUGGGCUUAAGCUUUGGCCUGGGCAGCGACCUCACGCUGGAGCAAGCCGAGCCAGUCCUCCUUGUCACGGCCAUCGAGCUAGGCUGCACAUUCUGGGACACAGCAGUCGUCUACCAAGCCGGCGUCAACGAGAAGCUACUCGGCGACUUCGUCAGGAAGCACAAUGUCCGCGCCCGGGUCUUCAUCGCUUCCAAGUGCGGCUUCAAGUGCUUCGGCGGCGAGCGUAGUGUCACGAACUCUGCGAGCCAUAUCAAGGAGUACAUUGAAGGAACCAUUGAGCGCCUAGGCUUCACGCCUGAUCUUUACUAUCUACACCCGCUCGAUGAGAUCCGCAAGGCCGGCAAGACGAAAUACAUCGGCCUCUCCGAGUGCUCAGCCUCCACUUUGCGCAGAGCGAAUGCCAUCGCCAAGAUCGACGCCGUGCAAGCUGAAUACUCUGCGUUUGAGACAAUUCAUGAGACUGACGGCCUCAUCGGCACCGCAAAGAAGCUGGGUGUCGCAUAUGUCGCCUACAGUCCGCUGGGUCACGGCUGGCUGGUCGACAACUUCGACUACGCAUCGCCAGACGACUUUGCACCCACGGACUUCCGCCGGAGCGUGCCGAAGUUCCAGGGUGGCAAUUUCUACAAGAACAAGGCCACCGUGGAGGAAGUCAAGAAGCUGGCACAGAGGAAGGGGUGCACGACGCCGCAGGUUGCGCUUGCCUGGGUCGCGGCUCAAGGUGUGAUUGCGAUUCCGGGGACGACCAAGGCGAGCAGGUUGGAGGAGAACUUUGCUAGUCGGGAGGUGGAGCUGACAGAUGAGGAGCAGAGUGAGAUGCGGAAGAUCAUCGAUGCUGCAAAACCGGCAGGAAACAGGUAUGGACCUGCGCAUCAGGCUCUGGUAGGUCACUGA